AUGGAGGUGAGAUUUUUUUAAUGAGUUGGUUUCUGAAAAAAAGGUUCCCGAAAGAUAUAGCAAUAAAGUGAAAUAAAAUAACGGUUUCAAAAAAAUUUAUGAGUCCCUUUCCAAAAUUUAACCGGAAGCACUUUUCUCUAUUCGAAAAGUGAUUGGGAAAAUUUUUAGUGGACACUAUAGAGGCUCGCCAAGGAGUACUUGGAGAGGACACUAAAAUGGCCACUAAACCCACCUCUAUAGUGGCCACUUCAGUAGUUUUUCAUCCAGUAUUCCUUCCAGUAACUCUGAUAAUUUAAAAAAAAAACAGAUUGGACCAGUUAUAUUGAUCCAUCGACCCCUAAAGUGGCCUCUAAAAACUUUCCCAGUAAUUAAUCGAAAAGAAACGCGUUUUUAAGAACUCAGGAACACCUGAGUGGUCCCUUUAGUGGUUAGGUAGAGAUAGCUCCUUUAGGGGUUCAGAACUUGUACUAUCAGCUCCCUAGAGAAUCCACUAACAUCUUCUCCUUUAGGGGCCACUAGCAUGCUUCCCUAGAGAAGCCACUUAUUGAAAUCUCUACAGCGGUCGUUUUUGCAAACUUUAGUAGCGAAUUAAUGGAGAGAUAAGGUGGCAAUUAAAGAGGAGCCAUAGGUUGUCCCUAGAGGGACCACCUAAUUUGUUUUGUAAUUGAGUAAAUUAUUCGGAAGUUGCUCUUUUUGAGAACUAUAUAAUCUGAAUAAAUGAAUUGUUUGAUUAUUUAGAGGUAGAUUAUUUUUAAAAAAAAAAUUUCAAUCAUCACUUUUUUCAGAAAAUCCACGAUGAAUACCUCGCAAAGAUGCGAGAAAUCUCCAAUCUGCAGGAAUCCUGCCAGAAAGCCCUCAAACACCACAAUUAUCUGAUGAAAAACGUCAAGGAUUUCGUCAAAAAGUCGGUUUUUUCAAGGAUUUCGAUGUUAUUUAUUUAAAUUAUGAUUUUUGGUUCAUUUUUUGUUUUAAUUGGUUCUUGAAACUCUCUGCUAAAUUUAGACCAAAAAUUAGAAAAUAACCCAAAUCAUGCCGAAAAAAUUCUUGGAUUCCCGCGAUGAAGUCAGUAGUAUGAAAAACAAGAAUAGUUGUUUUUCGAAGAAAUUCGCGUCAUUCCAGAGCGGAGGAGGAAGCCUCAACAAGUGAGGAAAGAAAAAAGGAAGUGGGAAAAGUGAAGGAAGAAAUGGAAGUGUCGCGAAUCAAGCUCCGCGACAUGCAAGCCGAGCUGCCGGCUCAAAACAACGGAUUCUAUCUCAAUCUCAUCCUCGGUUCGUUUAUUCUUCGAUUAUAUUUCAAUAGACGAGAUAAUUUGAAUUUUGAAGUGUUCAGAAGGUUAAAAAAAUUGAAAAAAACUCACCUGGAAUAUUUUUUUGAAAUUCAAUCUUGAUUCCAAGUGAGUUCAUUUCGGAAAAAUUUUAAUUCACCAGAAAAACUGUUGUUGAAAUGUAAUAGAAACUCUUCAUGAACCUUUUUGAUUGAAAGAAAUCCUCAGAAACCAUUAUUUUUUUCACUGAAAAAAAGCUCAAAAAUUCCAAUUUAGUUGAAAAUCUUCUUAAAUUUCUACAAUAAAGUAUUCGGAAGUGUCCCUCAUUCUUUUUCCAAUAGAUUUCCAGCUUCUCUACUAAAAUUUGCAAUACAAACGAGCUCAGGACUUUUUUUUUAAUUUAAAAGACCACUCAGAACGAAAUUUGAAAAAUUCAGCAUAUUUUGCGUUCAUUUGCGCUCUAUGGAUAAGGUUGCGAAACAUUUAUUUUGGAUUUUUUUUUUUUCCUCUUUUUUGGUUUUUAGAGAGUUUUUCGUAAUUUUCUUUGUCUGAGUAAUUUUGCUAAUGGUGGUUUGAAGCUUCUAGACGGAUUAGAAGUGAUUUUACGCUGAUCAGUGUAUUUUUUGAAGUAAAACUUUGCAAUUUCCGACUGUUGUGUACUUCUUUCUGAUUAACGAAACUUGAGAUUAUAUUCACAAAAAAAAAACCUGAUUCCAGAAGGUUUUUACUGUCAAAACUUGGAAGGAAACAUGGUUUUGACGAGAUUUUGAUUCAAAUUUUUUUCGCCUGUAGAAUUUUUAAGUUCAAUUUUAAUUUUUUUGUUCAGGGCAAUUUGUUUGAAAAACUUCAUAUUUUUUUCAUAGUUUUUUUAAAUUUUUUUACAGAUCUUUCUAUAAAUUUUAAAAUUUCAGGAUCAAAUUUGAACGUUUCUCUGUUGACCAAACAUGAGCGGUUCAACUAUAAGAAGGUUUUUCUAUAUUUUUCCAAAUUUCAUUCAUGAAUUUUUUGAGGAGUACGAAGAUUUCAAGUGGAACAUCACCAUUGCGAUUGCCGUUUUGACGAUUAUUGCCUAUUUUUUUUCUCUCCGAGUUGUCGAUUCGAUUCUUUGCUUCUUGUUGGUUUGGUUAGUUUUUUGAUAGAAUAGUUCAGAUUGAAAUGGAUAUUUUUCAGGUAUUAUUGUACAUUGACGAUCCGGGAAGCGGUUUUGAGGGUUAACGGGUCAAGGUGAAAAUUGAAUAAUGAUUAAUUGAAGAUUUCUGGUUUUUUUAAAAAUUUAAAGUUACAUCUUUGAACUAUUUCUGACAUAAGAAAAAUUGAAAAAGAUUUUUUUGAGGAGUCUAGUAAAAGUCACAUAAAAAUGAUUUUUAACAAUUUUCAACUUUUUUUCAAUUUUUUUCUUUUUUUCCGUCAAAAAGCUUAUCAAACUUCAUGGAAAGUUUUUUGAAAUUGGAAACUCUGGUUUUAAAGGAUAAAAGGCUGGUGGAUGACGCAUCACUACUUAUCCUGCGCCCUGCCUGGAAUCAUUCUGACCUGGAGGGACGGCGACUGCUAUCAAAUGUUCCGGAUGCGACUUUUGCUCUUCAUCUUCUACAUCAGCCUCGUCCAGUUGGCUCAGGUGCGAAUAAUAUUAGCGAAUAGGUCCUUUCGCUGCAUAAUAAUUAGUUAGACGCAAGAUGAAAAUGCAGUAGAAUAACGAGUAGAUUCUGGCCGGAGUAAGUGAGGAAUUAAAGCGAUACGUGUAGAGGGGAAUUUCGGAUAUUAUCAAGUUUAACUCUCUUAGAAUCAGUGGAGACCUUAAAAUCUAGUCUAGAAUUUGAUGUAUUCUCUGAUUUGAAAAACUUUUGGUGACCACUAUAGUAGUCAAAUUAGUGGCCACUUAAGGGGUUUAAAAUUAGCAGCUGCUAUAGAGGUCUAAGUGCUACCACUAGACCACAAAAAGUUUUAGUGGCCACUUAAGGGGUUAACGGAUCAUCAUAACUGGUCCAAUCUGUUUGUUUUAAAAUUAUCAAAGUUACCGGAAGGAAUACUGGAUGAAAAACUACUGAAGUGGCCACUAAAUAGAGAACCACUAUUGUGGCCACUAAAACGGAAAAUAGUGGCCAUUAAAACGGAAAACAGUGGCCACUAUAGAGGUGGGUUUAGUGGCCACUUUAGUGUCCUCUCUAAAUAGUGUAUCGAGCCUCUAUAGUGGCCACUAAAAAAAUUUUUUUCCAGUAAGAGAUUAGUUUUGAAAAUAAAUAUUUAAAAAAACUGAACGAAAGAGGUAACUUGGAUUGCCAAAUAAAAGAUGGUUUGGUCGAUUUGAAUGGAUGUUUUUCCGAUUCGGCGCUUGAGAAAUUUGAAAGGAAAAAAACUAGGCUUAAGAAAUUCUUUAAGAAUACUUAUAGCCCAUUCCACGUGCUUUUUUUCAUGAGCAUUUUUUUGGUUUUUUUGCAAUCUUAUGGAGCCUUUUUCUGCAUUUUUUUUUUUUGUAAGUUUUUAAGUUGUAAAAAAAUUUUUUUCGGGUGGAUUUUUACCGAAUAGACCUUUUUUGUUUCAGAACCAGUACCAGUCCGGAACACUGAGACGACUUCACUCGUUGGGCGAAGGCCAUCAGAUGGACAUCACCAUCGAAGGAUUCACGAGUUGGCAGUUCAAAGGCCUCACCUUCCUUCUGCCCUUCUUGAUGUCCGGAUAUGUCCGUUUUUUGGAUUAUUUUGUCAAUAAUUUCUAGAAGAAUUAUUUUUUUUUCGACAUCGCAGAUAUGGUCCAAACUUCUGUGGUAGGUGUCUUCGGGGAGAUUUCUCGAAAACGUGUAAAAUUAUCUGUUAAGCGCCACACUUAAAAAUUCCAGAGUGGUUCCUAUAGGGGUUAUAGGGAAAAAAGCCUUUAUAGAGGCAGGAAAAACGGUCCCUAUAGAGGUAAAAUCACGGUGAUCUUUAUAGGGACCUAGGGUCUGACCUCUUAGCUCCUAAGGCUCAAGUGGACCCUAAAGUGGUCUUUUAAAUCAAAAAAUGCUUAGUUAUCCAUUUUUCCCAUAGCUUUAGAGUUCAAAAAAAAAUCGACUAGCAUGUCCCCUAUAGGGACCACUUUUGCAAGCUUCAGUGGCCCCUAUAGGGUUUGGUAAGGCGGUCCUAGAGGGAAUCCGGCUCAAAAAACACCCCCUCUAGGGACCACUCUGCAGAUUCUCAGGAGGGUUAUGAGAAAUAGCCCGUCGAAAUCGGAAAAAAAGCUUAAAAAUCUGAUUUUAACUCUCUUAAACCUUCACUAAGUUAUGAGAAAGACAAGAAAGAAACUUUUUUACAAAAAAACCCGAGAAGAAUUCGUUUUUGAAAAUUUUCUUCACAUUUUCGACAGGCCAUUUCUCAGCGGUUAGCAGAUAUUUUUUUUGUUUUCAAAUACACAUACCUGAGACUACCUAACACGGAAUUUUGGACCAUAUCUGUCAUUGUUCAAUCACCCUCGUCAGACUUCCCAUUGAAAAAAAAAUCAAUCCGGUUUCAAAUAAGAUUUGUGAAACCGAAAAACAAUACUAUUUGUGAAAUUUCCCGAUUUUCCAGCUUUUCCAACUGUACCUCGUUUAUUCGCUCUACAAGGCCUACAUUAGCGAUUCGUGUGACGGCGAGUGGCAGGUUGGUUCUUUUUCAAUUUAAUGAGAGACAUUUGAGAUUUGUUGCAAGUUUUUUCGUUAGAAAGACGUAUUUUAAACUCAAAAAAGGGUUUCAUAAAGUUCAAGUCGAUAAAAAAGGAUCUUGCUGAGAAAACUUUUAGUGCCCACUAUAGAGGCUUUCCAAGGACUACUUGAAGUGGACACUAAAGGUGGCCACCUCUAUAGAGGCCACUAUUUGUUUAUUAGUAGCAACUUUAGUAGUUUGUCAUCUUGUAGUACCACUUAGAACUCUACAGUGGUCACUAAUUUUCAACCCCUAAAGUGGCCACUAAAAUGUCAAAACACUAUAGUGGCCACUAAAAUGUUUCCCAGUGAGUCAAUUUGAAAGCCCUCGGGUCCCCAUGUAAAAUUAUAAACUCCUAGAAAAGUCUUAAUGAAGACUUGACGUCAUUUAGAUAAUACAGGUCUCAAAAAACUUAUAAAAUCUGUAGGUCUGGGCGAUGUGCUUGUUGUUCGGCGUGAUCGCCCUGGGCAACAUCUACACGACGUCGCUGGUGAUCCUGAAGAAGCUGCGGACCGAGGCGGCCGCCUAUCCGAGGAUCCUGGCCCUCACCCGCAAGUACAACUCCCGCACCAUCAUGAACAACGUCAGCGAGGACCAUCAUAAGAAUCACUAG
Molecule: messenger RNA, 5530 nt
Organism: Caenorhabditis auriculariae
Lineage: Eukaryota; Metazoa; Nematoda; Chromadorea; Rhabditida; Rhabditidae
Source: the annotation of a GenBank genome assembly